AAACCCCAUAUGAAGGAUACAUAAAACCAGUCUCAAACGUGUCUGUAGCGAGACGGUUGUUUUCCUUGUAUUUAUUUAGUACCUAUCUAGUGUACAAUGUUGAAAAUAAAUUGUUUGUGUUGUUUAGUUUUAUGUAUCGGAAUAGUUACGGCUGGGAGAUUAUGCAAAGUACCGAACGGUGGAGCCGGUACUUGUAUACCGAUAUCCAGAUGCCGUCCCAUCUACGAUCUGGACAAUCGAUUCGACUUGGACGAAAAUGAAAAGAGGUAUAUACAGCAGUCGUUGUGUGGCAGUUCUUCUAGCCCUAUUGUUAAGGUUUGCUGUCCACAUCCAUCCGAGUGGUGGAAAUUCAAAGCCAAUGCCAUAUUUCUACCGACAACCGAACGCGUGCACACGACAAUGAACCCAACUCCUAAUCCUGUUGUUCUGAUAAUACCCAAAGAUGUGGACACCCUUGAAGGCGGUUUGAAUAACCAGAAUCGCUUCCAAGACCUAAAGACCUUGCCUUAUCAUGGGCCAUGUGGCAAGGAAGCGAGCAGCGGCAAUAAGAUAUAUGGCGGCCAGGCAGCUAACGUGGACCAGUUUCCCUGGCUCGUCAUCUUCGAGUACAAUAGCGGCUGGCUCGACUGCGGAGGAAGCAUCAUACACCCCAGAUUCGUGCUGACAGCCGCCCACUGCCUUCAAACGCGGCAGGGACCACCAAAGUUCGCGCGCCUCGGCGAAUACGACCUCACUACCUUCCCCACGGACACCGUGGAGACCGACGGCGGCGGUUUCGAGACCGUGAACGUAACCGUCAUACCGGUGGAGCGGUCUAUACCGCACCAGGGGUUCAAGCGGGAAGCCAGGCUGCACGACAUCGGCUUAGUUAAGCUGGCGGCCAGCGCUCGAUAUGAUGAAUUCAUCCGCCCCAUCUGCUUACCAACAACCGACUUAACAUCACAAUUUACGAGGCAAACAAACUUUAGCAUCGCUGGUUGGGGUAUGACCGAAAACCGUCCGAGCAGCGACGUCAAAUCCUACGUGAUGAUACCUUACGCACGUAAGAAUGUAUGCGACGCUAUAUACAAGUACGACCUAGAAAAUAUCAUAUGUGCGGGCGGCGAUGAGGGUAAGGACUCCUGCAGAGGAGACUCCGGUGGCCCACUAAUGUAUGAAGACGGCAAUACUUAUACCGUUGUAGGUAUACUAAGUUUUGGACAAAUUCAAUGCGGUACUGCUGGCAAGCCGGCGGUUCAUACCGACGUGUAUAAAUAUAUGACGUGGAUUAAAAAUGAAAUUAGUACUAAUAGUUGAGAUUGAGAAAGUUAUGGUGUGGAUUGGCUAUUGCUAAAGUUUUACACAUGACAGAAGGUUCUGUUCACUUUUGUGAUUUAAAGACUACAGGUUUCGUAUUAAUUAGAAAUUAAUCAGACGUUACGAUUGGCUAAAUUAUUAAACAUCAUGUAUUUUUAUAUUUUUACUGUGUCAAGCAAUAAGUAUUAUUUGAAACCAGUACCUGCAUGCCAAACUGAAGGUAGUAUACAUUGUAAAUAAGAUUUAAAUUUUAAACAUUAGGGAUUAUGUAUACGAGAUAUUUUAUUAUAUUUUCCAAUAGGAGAAAUUAAUAUGUGAUAAAGGAGUUGAUGUAUUUUAAGUGCAUCUAAAAGAUUUUAACUUAUAA
Molecule: messenger RNA, 1663 nt
Organism: Colias croceus (clouded yellow)
Lineage: Eukaryota; Metazoa; Arthropoda; Insecta; Lepidoptera; Pieridae
Product: phenoloxidase-activating enzyme-like
Exons: 6
Coding region: 97-1296 (399 amino acids)
Biological process (GO): proteolysis
Molecular function (GO): serine-type endopeptidase activity
Source: RefSeq, a predicted model, not a curated record